Molecule: messenger RNA, 747 nt
Organism: Ectocarpus sp. CCAP 1310/34
Lineage: Eukaryota; Phaeophyceae; Ectocarpales; Ectocarpaceae
Source: the annotation of a GenBank genome assembly
AUGCGAUCUUGUGCUUAAUUUCUAGCACUUGUAGUCCUUGAUGAGUUGCAUGAUGGUGGCGAACCGCUGCUUCGGGAGAUGUUUCGUCGCGAUGUUCGCCAACAUCGUGGCACUAGACUGCCUCGCGAGCACUGAAGCUCAGCGCUUGGAGUUCGGCCUCCACGGUGUUCUGUGCUGCGAGAGUCUGUGCCUUGGCUCCGAAGCUGAUCAGUCCCCCUCCUAGGAAGAACAGGUAUCCGGUGGUAGACCUGCCGUUGUCUGGGUUGGCUCCAAAUGACGAGUCAGUGAAGCACGAGAGUCUGAACUGCCCCUUCUUGUACACGAUCAGCAGGUCCGGCGUUCCGCGUAGGUACCGUAGUAGGUGCUUGGCCGCAGCCAUGUGGACCUGUGCUGGGUUUGCGCAUGCCCGUGUCAGUUGGUGCACUGCGUAUGACAGAUCGUAGCGGGUGCAUUGGGCAAGGUACAGGAGACUCCCGGUGAUGGCCUGGAAUCUCUGCUUGUCCUCGGGUCCGAGCAGUUGGUCUUGUGGCUGCUCGGUUGAUAGUUCUGCUCCAUACCCGGGGGUGCUGACCGGGUUUACCUGUUCUAUUCCGUAUCGCUUGUCGUGCCCUGCGAUGUCCUGGAUGGUGUCGUAGUCCGCGGGUUGUUGUUGCUGUCAGCUCCCCCAGCAGCAAAGUAGUUGUCGGAAUCCAUGCCCGCGUUGUUUUGGCGAAGUUCUGCUCGGCUGAUGUUGUCUUGCUGCAUGUU